GGACAGGAGAACGUGGAAAUUCUGCCCUCGGGAGAGCGACAGCAGGCGAACCAGAAGCGGAUUACAACACCCUACAUGACCAAGUACGAGCGAGCCAGAGUCCUGGGCACCCGUGCUCUCCAGAUAGCGAUGUGUGCCCCUGUGAUGGUUGAGCUGGAAGGAGAGACGGACCCCUUGCUGAUUGCCAUGAAAGAACUCAAAGCACGCAAAAUCCCCAUAAUCAUCCGUCGUUACCUGCCAGAUGGGAGCUAUGAAGACUGGGGUGUGGAUGAGUUAAUUAUCACAGACUGAUCAGACUCCAGCCACCAGUUGUUUUUUUUUUCUUUUUCAGGAAUGUUUCUAAUUUUGUUUAGUAUUUAUGUAAAUAAAUUUUAAAUCUCCUCA
Manacus vitellinus (golden-collared manakin) is the source of this 384-nucleotide messenger RNA. RefSeq names its product RNA polymerase II subunit F (gene POLR2F). The annotation marks the transcript as partial. The record is from RefSeq and is a predicted model, not a curated record. Gene Ontology annotation, biological process: DNA-templated transcription. Gene Ontology annotation, cellular component: nucleus; RNA polymerase I complex; RNA polymerase III complex. NCBI's taxonomy places the organism in Eukaryota, Metazoa, Chordata, Aves, Passeriformes, Pipridae. Gene Ontology annotation, molecular function: DNA-directed RNA polymerase activity; DNA binding. The transcript is spliced from 3 exons.